Budorcas taxicolor (takin) is the source of this 369-nucleotide messenger RNA. RefSeq names its product selenoprotein K (gene SELENOK). The record is from RefSeq and is a predicted model, not a curated record. Bases 91 to 369 code for a protein of 92 amino acids. The transcript is spliced from 4 exons. Lineage: Eukaryota; Metazoa; Chordata; Mammalia; Artiodactyla; Bovidae. Gene Ontology annotation, biological process: calcium ion transport; endoplasmic reticulum calcium ion homeostasis. Gene Ontology annotation, cellular component: Golgi apparatus; endoplasmic reticulum membrane.
CCUGUGAAGUCAGAGGGAGGCGCGGAGGGAGAUCAGGAAUCCAAGAGGGGCCAGGUGUCGCUGUCGCCCUGAAGGCGGAGGAGAGGCAAAAUGGUUUACAUCUCGAAUGGACAAGUGUUGGACAGCAGGAGUCAGUCCCCAUGGAGAUUAUCUUUUAUAACAGAUUUCUUCUGGGGAAUAGCUGAGUUCGUGGUUUUGUUUUUCAGAACUCUGCUUCAACAAGAUGUGAAAAAGAGAAGAGGCUACGGAAGCUCAUCUGAUUCCAGAUAUGAUGACGGAAGAGGGCCACCAGGAAACCCCCCCAGAAGAAGAAUGGGUCGAAUUAAUCAUCUGCAGGGCCCUAAUCCUCCUCCAAUGGCCGGUGGAUGA